This is a messenger RNA of Paramecium sonneborni, 157 nucleotides long. The record is from the annotation of a GenBank genome assembly. NCBI's taxonomy places the organism in Eukaryota, Ciliophora, Oligohymenophorea, Peniculida, Parameciidae.
AUGUUAAUAUUUUUUUUAAGUAACCUGAAAAAUUAUAGAUAAACUAAUAAGACUACUAAAAACACUGAAAACCAAUUAAAAAGUUAAUCUAAACAAUUAUUGAUAAUAAACUCUACUUAAACUUUAGAAUGAUUAUUUUUGAGGAAAUACCUUAAAA